GGAAGCCGAGCUCGCCACGAAACCAGCCCCUACCGCCGCCGGGCCGGCUCCGGCUUCACUGCAGUGCCCGGGCCCCAUCUGUGUCUUUGCGUUCUCUUGACAUAAACAGAAUACACAAAAAAGAGAAGUAUGUGUAAAAUAAAGCACAACCAAUACAGUCAGGCCCACAAAUUCAUCUGCCAUCCAGCUCUCUGGGAGUUCAGAAGAGAAGAUGCCGCUGUUCCGCACACCAGCAGAUUUUCCAGCUUUAAGUCAAUUGCAGGUCCUCCGCGACUCCUUAAAGCACUCCCGGCCGCUUGCAGAAGGCCGAGCAGUGGCAGAUGCUGCACAGCCCUCCUCUCCUUCCAGAGCAUCGUGGGUCACUUCUGCGCGGCGCACGAGGACCAGUGUGUGGUGAACUGCGGCCUGGACCAGCACCGCUUCCUCAUUUCUGACCAGGCUUUCCCCGGAUCCAGCAGGGUCCUUCUGCAGCGGCCGUCCUUCUGCCCCAUCAAGCAUGUCAGCGAAGCACAAGCCGCGUCCCUUCCCAAGGAGACCCGCGAGCGAGGGGUGGACGUGGGCGUGGCGGUCCUCUUGCAGGCCGCCAGCCAGGAGGUGCUGCUGACGCGGCGGUCCAGAAACAUGAGCAUCUUCCCCAACCUUUGGGUCCCUCCAGGUGGUCACAUCGAACCGGAUGAGCAGUUGCUGGACGCUGGACUGCGGGAGCUGCGAGAGGAGACGGGCUUGUGGCUGCACCGGGGGGAGUUCUCCUGGCACACGCUGGCCCUGUGGGAGUCCACGUACCCCCCCAGGCUGAGCCGGGGUUUGCCGAAACGCCACCACGUCGUCGUGUACCUCCUGUUGUGUUCGCACCUGAUGCCGCAGCAGCUGCAGGCGAGAAUGAAGCCAGAUGAAGCGGAAGUGAGUGCUUAUGCCUGGCUGGAGCCCCACCUCCUGGAAGUGAUAGCGGCCACAGAAGACAGGCUUGGAGAUGGGGCCAGGAAGACGGCUGGGGCUCUUCCACCAACGAUCAGCAUUACGGAACUGGACAACGGCGUGGCCAAGAGCGUUGCGGUCCCCGGCACGACGUUCCUCAACUCCGCUCCGGCUGAAGGGGAGGAUGUGGAACGGGUCAGCACGGGGACCAAGUUCGCCCUGCGGCUGUGGCUGGACACGGUAGCCGCACAAACCGCUUGAGCUGCGGAGCCUCGCCGAACAUUUGGGAAGCUGCACGAUCUCCCUCGGACGACGCUGGCCUUCCCUCUUCCCUCCCAGUCCUGCCCGCUUCUUGCAUCGCGUCUUAGUCCUAGGAAGCCUCUCUGGGCACGCUUUGGCCGGAGAGCAGGGCAAACAACCUGUAAAUAAACGGUGUGGAAGCAGAAAA
Varanus komodoensis (Komodo dragon) is the source of this 1363-nucleotide messenger RNA. It is a transcript of the gene NUDT17, whose product is annotated as nudix hydrolase 17. Gene Ontology annotation, biological process: NADP+ catabolic process; NAD+ catabolic process. Gene Ontology annotation, cellular component: cytosol. The record is from RefSeq and is a predicted model, not a curated record. Gene Ontology annotation, molecular function: NADH pyrophosphatase activity. The transcript is spliced from 7 exons. NCBI's taxonomy places the organism in Eukaryota, Metazoa, Chordata, Lepidosauria, Squamata, Varanidae. Bases 130 to 1176 code for a protein of 348 amino acids.